AUGUCGUCCACUAAAAUCCAGUUACGAGGGCAGCCACUUCCUAGAGUUCCGGCAAGAAACCACCAUAUGAUAAACUCUGUUGUUUGUGGAGUUCACAUAGGAAGUCACCACCGUGUAAUCAACGUACUCAGCCAUACGAGUGGUCCAUCUUUUGGCUCUGUGACUUCUGUCUCAGUACGAACCGACGAGAGACCGUUUCUUCGUGGCGACGGUAAUGGUUGA
This is a messenger RNA of Eruca vesicaria subsp. sativa (arugula), 222 nucleotides long. The record is from the annotation of a GenBank genome assembly. NCBI's taxonomy places the organism in Eukaryota, Viridiplantae, Streptophyta, Magnoliopsida, Brassicales, Brassicaceae.